GGAGGAGGCCCACUUCCGCUGGACGCCGGAAGUGUUUCUCUGCCCCGGCCAGUGGGCCAUGGAGACAGUGGCACGGUAACGUCUGAGUUCUGAGCAUUGCGGGGGCGGCGGCCAUGGAGGCCGUGCUAAACGAGCUGGUGUCUGUGGACGACCUGCUGAAGUUUGAAAAGAAAUUUCAGUCUGAGAAGGCAGCAGGCUCGGUGUCCAAGAGCACGCAGUUUGAGUAUGCCUGGUGCUUGGUGCGGAGCAAGUACAACGAUGACAUCCGUAAAGGCAUUGCACUGCUGGAGGAGCUGCUAACCAAAGGGAGCAAAGAGGAGCAGCGGGACUAUGUCUUCUACCUGGCUGUGGGGAACUACCGGCUCAAGGAAUAUGAAAAGGCCCUAAAGUAUGUGCGAGGGCUGCUGCAGACAGAGCCCCAGAACAACCAGGCCAAGGAACUGGAACGGCUCAUUGACAAGGCCAUGAAGAAAGAUGGACUGGUGGGCAUGGCCAUUGUUGGAGGCAUGGCCCUGGGUGUGGCAGGAGUGGCUGGACUCAUCGGACUUGCUGUAUCCAAAUUCAAAUCCUCCUGAACAAUACUGCACCUGUGCCUCUGCCCAGGGAUACAUGGGAGCCCAUGGCGGACACUUGGAGAGUGGCCCAUCCAUCGUCACUCUCCCUUCUCCUGAACCCCAUCACUGUCCUUUAUGGCUUCAACUUCCUCUCCCCUGAGACCUGUCCUUUAGCCCCAAAUCAUGUGCUUUGGGAUGAAUGUAAAUAAAAUUGGGCUUUGGCUUGCCAA
Rhinolophus ferrumequinum (greater horseshoe bat) is the source of this 784-nucleotide messenger RNA. It is a transcript of the gene FIS1, whose product is annotated as fission, mitochondrial 1. Lineage: Eukaryota; Metazoa; Chordata; Mammalia; Chiroptera; Rhinolophidae. Gene Ontology annotation, molecular function: protein binding. Gene Ontology annotation, cellular component: mitochondrial outer membrane; peroxisomal membrane. The coding region runs from base 114 to 575 and encodes 153 amino acids. Gene Ontology annotation, biological process: peroxisome fission; autophagy of mitochondrion; mitochondrial fragmentation involved in apoptotic process. The transcript is spliced from 5 exons. The record is from RefSeq and is a predicted model, not a curated record.